Belonocnema kinseyi is the source of this 2827-nucleotide messenger RNA. RefSeq names its product DNA mismatch repair protein Mlh3-like. Gene Ontology annotation, biological process: mismatch repair. The transcript is spliced from 12 exons. Gene Ontology annotation, cellular component: mismatch repair complex. Gene Ontology annotation, molecular function: ATP binding; ATP hydrolysis activity; ATP-dependent DNA damage sensor activity. Lineage: Eukaryota; Metazoa; Arthropoda; Insecta; Hymenoptera; Cynipidae. The coding region runs from base 1 to 2175 and encodes 724 amino acids. The record is from RefSeq and is a predicted model, not a curated record.
AUGGAAAUUUCAACUGUUGGACAGUGUGUUUUGGAGUUGAUCCUAAAUUCUGUUGACGCAAAAACAACUGGAGUUGCAGUUCGUUUUCAUAAUGAAGAAAAAAGAAUUCAAGUAGUAGAUAAUGGUGAGGGAAUCCCUCCUGAUAUUCUGUCAAGAAUUGGCGAAACCGAGAAGAAAAAUGGGACCGAUCCCCAGAUUUUGACAUAUUGCCCUUAUUCGCGAGGCAAAACUCUAAAAAGUAUUCUUGAACUUUGCCAAAUUUGUAUUAUUACUUCAAGAUGUGAACGAUCCACAGAAACCUACGAAAAGGUGUAUAAGGCAGGAGAGACGCCAAUUUUUCUACAAGGAAAUCGUCCUGCUAAAGGAACUUCAAUAACAAUUUGUGGAUUUCAAGGAUCUGGAUGGGAAUCUGCUUCAGAUGCAAUUCGAUUUUCUAUUGCAUCCGUUGCUUUAAUUUACACAAAUGUAUCGUUCACUUUACACAAUCAAAUAACAGGAGAACUUGUAACUGGAAUCCGCAAACCACACGAGCCUUACGAUAUUUUAACCUCCAUUUGUGAACAAACUCUUUCUCUCAAAACAACUUGGCACUUAAAUCGCGCUAAAGCUUCGAGGUUUAAAAUAUCCGGUUACGUCGGAUACUUAAAACCGAAUUCAAUCGCAGUUCGUCACAUCUUUAUUAAUCGAAGACCCACAAUGUGCCUUCAAAUUCAAAAUUUGAUCCUGAAAACAAUGGACAACCUUCGUAAUGAACUAAAAAUUUCACCAUCGGAGGAAAUUUACUUUUUGAUUUACAUCGAAUGUCCCUAUUCUGAUUACAUCCUUUCCAGUUAUGCAAGUAGGACCUUCGUGGUUUUUCAAAACUGGGAAAAAGUUUUGGAUCGGAUCAAAAUUGGCAUUCUGAAUACCGUAUCGAUGGAUUACGAUAUGAAAGCUGAGACUAAAACGCUUCAGCCGGAAAAAAAAGAAAUCCAUCGGAAAAGUGAAAAAGGAUAUAAACUGAAUCAGGAAGAAUUAUCUCUUCUCAGUCAAAUGGAUACAGAUCAAAGAACUUUAGAAGCCAAAAAUGAGCAAAAGAUUCAUGAAAAAAAAAAUCAGAAUGUCGAUCACAAGGAAAGUCCAAAAGAUUUGGCCAAAACUUUUGAGAGCCCUUUUUGCGCAGAUAAUUUCAGUCAACUUUCUGAAUGGUCGGAUUGGAAUUACGAGAAGCCGGUUUCCAAAGGAGUUGUUCAACCUACCGAGACGAAGAAGUCGACGAAUCAUCGACUCUACGUUUUUUUGCCACCGGUCUUAAAUCCAAUGCUUCGAUUCGGAAAAACGAACAUCAUAUCGGAAGCAAACAUUAGAAAUUCUGAUAAUAUUUGCUCGGCUGCUUUCAAUCCAGAAAUAAAACAUGAUAAUAUUGUGAGCCGUUACCAAAAUCUAAAUGUGAGGCCUUGUGUUGUUGUAUCACAUUCAAAUGAAUUUAAAUUAAACAGAAAAUCACUAUAUUCGAUUCAAAUUUUAAAUCAGAUAAAUUUAGAAUUCAUAGCAGCGUUAACGAACCAAGAUGGAAAAAGAUUAUUAUUGAUGAUUGAUCAACACGCUGCUGAUGAAAGAAUUCGUUACGAAGAUCUCCUUGAAAGCUACAGAAUCAAUGGAACAAAGCAGUACUUUUCGGUCGAACUGCAGAUACCUAUUUUAAUAAAUGAGCUUGAACCCCAAAAAUGCGAUUUGCUAUUGUCAAAUGAAACAUUACUGAGAAAAUUUGGCAUCCGAUUAAAAUCUGAAUCCGUUGGUUCUUUAAAAGUGUUGAACAUCCCCCGAUGUUUUCUUAAAAAGAGGAGUUUCGAUAGUGAUUUUAAAAUGGCUUGUUCAGUUAGAAACCUGUUACUGGAAAUUAUUGAAAGCUUAGAUAGUACGAACAGUGCUUCGAUUUUACCAAGAUCCAUUCAUAAUGCAAUUGCUUCUGAAGCUUGUCGUGGUGCAGUGAAAUUUGGUGACCCUCUGACAAUCGAUCAGUGCAAUUUAUUGAUUCAAGCACUCAGGGAAACUAAUGCCCCGAAUCGUUGCGCUCACGGACGACCUUCUGUAAUUCCACUUCUGGAUAUUACUGAUUUGAAGAAGAAGCAGACGAAAAUUUUCCAGGGAAAGCUGAACUUUGCCUCCUUAAAGAAUAGUAUCAAGAAUAAAUGAUAUAUAUUAAAGAGACUGAAAGGUAACAUUGUAAUUUCAAAAAUAAAAGAUUUCUGGUAGCUUUCGGGAGUAAAAUAUUUUCGGAAGAUUUUCAUAAUUGAAGUUUUCUUAUCAAAUUCAAUUAGUUUUAUAAAUGUUUCUUCUUUUAUGUAUAUUAUCUGAUCGAUUUGUUCGACUUCCUGAAGUGGAGUCGCAGAUUAUUCAAAGUUUAAUUGUAAAUAAAGUGUAAAUCAGAUUGAUAUGAGUUUCAUGUGCACUGAAGCGAAGAUUGUGAGACCACUAUGUGCAAUAAUUGAACUCUUCUUGGAAUGCUCAUAUUAUGAUGACUCAUACCUACGUAAAGACCAAUUACAUUUAACUAUUUCCACUCACGUUUGUAUCAUAGAUUUUGGUAACAUGUUGUAUCAUGUUUUUCAUCAAAAAUGUAAAAAAGGGAUUACGUAUUGUUUUCAAUAGAAAAUUGAUGCUUAAUUUUAUUGACUGAAAACAAUUUUUUUCUUUAAAAACAUUUUUGUUGGUUUGUCCUCUUCCUCCUUCUCCUCCUGUAAUCUUUUAUUUAUCAGGGUGGCGUCUGGACCAUGAAACCGGGAUUUUACUGCGAAUCGUAGUAAAAUUCAUGUUUUCAUUAUUUAAAUAAUUUUGGUCUAUUUAG